UUAUUGCUACUCCAUCCCGAUCCCCCUCCCUUAUUUCAUCCGCUCGCCCCACCGUCUCCUCCCCGAAAACGCAACGCACCCAAUUCUUCCACCCCCAGCUCCCUCCUCCUCUCGCCUCAUCGCCCCCGCCUGUGGCGGCAUUUGCAUCCGGCAGAACACGGCGGAGAGGAUGGACUCGGACGCCUCCGUCUCCCCGCGGCGGCGGAGCUGCUACAGCGACAGCGGCGACUCCUCCUGUUCCGAGCCCUUCAGCGAGUGCGGCAGCGACGACCUCUCCUUCACGCCCGCCGCUGCCGCGGGCAUCCACCGCCUCCUUCUCUCCUGCGCGGCCGAGGCCUCCGACGGCUCCAUCUCCUCGCUCGUCGCCGAGCUCGAGUCGCCCUCGGCCUCGGUGGACUCGCUCCGCCGCGCGGCCAUGGAGCUCCGCCUGCUCGCCAAGCACAACCCGGACAACCGCAUCCGCAUCGCCGCGUCCGGGGCCGUGCGGCCGCUCGUGGCCCUGCUGUCGCACGCCGAUCCGCUGUUGCAGGAGCACGGGGUCACCGCGCUGCUCAACCUCUCCAUCUGCGACGAGAACAAGGCCCUCAUGGUCGAGGCCGGCGCGAUACGGCCGCUAGUGCGCGCGCUCAAGUCGGCCGCGUCGCCCGCGGCUCGGGAGAACGCGGCCUGCGCGCUGCUCCGCCUCUCCCAGCUCGACGGCGCCGCCGCCGCGGCCGUCGGCCGCGCGGGCGCUAUCCCGCUGCUGGUGGCCCUCCUCGAGACCGGCGGCCCGCGCGGGAAGAAGGACGCAGCCACGGCCCUCUAUGCGCUCUGCAGCGGCGCGCGCGAGAACCGUCUGCGCGCCGUGGAGGCCGGCGCCGUGCGCCCCUUGCUGGACCUCAUGUCGGACCCGGAGUCCGGCAUGGUGGACAAGGCCGCCUACGUGCUCCACUCCCUGGUGGGUCUCGCCGAGGGGCGCUCCGCCACCGUGGAGGAGGGCGGCAUCCCCGUCCUGGUGGAGAUGGUGGAGGUCGGGACCUCGCGGCAGAAAGAGAUCGCCACCCUCUCCCUACUCCAGAUCUGCGACGACAACGCCGCGUACCGCACGAUGGUUGCCCGCGAGGGAGCCAUCCCUCCCCUCGUCGCCCUCUCCCAGUCCUCCUCCGCGCGCCCCAAGCUCAAAACCAAGGCUGAGGCGCUGAUCGAGAUGCUACGGCAACCGCGGAGCGGGAGCCUGCGCGCCACCCGGCCGGCGGCGAUCGUUGCGGCGGAGUGAUGAUACUGUUGAGCCACCAAUUCCAACUUGGCCACGCCAGGUGGCGUGCGUGCGUGCGUGCGUUUUCCCCUUUCCCCGUGGCGAGAGCGAGACGAGCUGGCCAGCCGGCCGGCGUGCCUGCCCGUGUAAAUAGCCAGUAGCGAGUUUGCGUCCGCGAGCGAGUGUACAUUUCCCCUCAACCUCAAGCGAGAUGAUAAGAACAAUGGUGGCGGAGCCAAGUCUCCUGUAAAUUCCUCCUCCCCACUGUUCCUUUUCACUUUUUGUUUUCUACCAGUUUGGUUCGUUCCUCGGGGGAGGAAGCAAGCCAAAUCCACGUGUGGUGAAGCAGCGAGUUGUGCUGUUGUUGGAGUGAGUGUGAGUGCCAAGUCAGGGAUCAUCAUCAUCAUCAUCAUCCCGGGCUUGGUUUCUUCUGGUGGAUACGAAUGAAGUAUUGUGUUCUCCGGAGAAAAGAAAAAGGAAAAUCACCGGUUGGUUUGAACUGCAA
Messenger RNA from Hordeum vulgare subsp. vulgare (domesticated barley), 1739 nucleotides. Its product is annotated as U-box domain-containing protein 4. Lineage: Eukaryota; Viridiplantae; Streptophyta; Magnoliopsida; Poales; Poaceae. Gene Ontology annotation, molecular function: protein binding. The transcript is spliced from 2 exons. The record is from RefSeq and is a predicted model, not a curated record. Gene Ontology annotation, cellular component: nucleus; cytoplasm. Bases 170 to 1255 code for a protein of 361 amino acids.